This is a messenger RNA of Acyrthosiphon pisum (pea aphid), 1407 nucleotides long. Its product is annotated as zinc finger MYM-type protein 1-like. Lineage: Eukaryota; Metazoa; Arthropoda; Insecta; Hemiptera; Aphididae. The transcript has 5 exons. Bases 1 to 1407 code for a protein of 468 amino acids. The record is from RefSeq and is a predicted model, not a curated record.
AUGAGAAAAACAAUAAAGAAUGAAUUGGGUGAUCGUCAGUUUAGUAUACAGGUAGAUAGUACUCAAGACAUAGGUACCAUUGAUCAGGCAGCUAUUUGUUUACGCUAUGUUUCUAACUCUCAAAUAAAAGAAUGGCUAUUUAGUGUAGUACAAGUAAAAACAUCAUCAGGAAAAGGACUGUAUGAAUUACUCAAAGAAUGUUUCUCUCAAAACGACAUUAAUUUUAAAAAUAUUAUUGGAUCUUCUUUUGAUGGAGCUGCUAACAUGCAGGGUGAGUUCAAUGGAUUGCGUGCUUUUAUAAAACAAGAAAAUCAAAAUAGUGUGUACAUUUGGUGUUAUGCACAUAUUUUGAACUUAUGUGUUUGUGACACAUGCGAAAAUUUGGCAGCUAAAAAUUUAUUUGGUUUAUUAAAUAGAUUAGCAACUUUUUUUUCUGAUUCAUACAAAAAGAUGGGUGUGUGGAAAGAAAUUCAGGAAAAACUGACAACCGGUCAAAACAAACUGAAAAAAUUACAGAAAAUAGGUGAAACUCGUUGGUGGUCUCGCGAAAAAGCAUUACUAUGGAUGUUUGACGGAAAUGACUGUUUAUAUCCUAUAGUGAUAAAUGCAUUGGAUUUUGUGGCAACAUCAAAAACUUUUGACCCAAAAUCUAUUUCCGAAGCCAAUUCAUUAAAAGAAAAGUUGUGUCAAUUUAAUAUUAUAGUAACAGCUCAUUUAUUUCUUCCAAUUUUCAAAAGUUUUGGCCCUACUUCAACAUACCUACAAUCAAAGAAUUUGGAUAUAUUGAAUGCUUUUUUAAUGGUGGAUAAGUGUAUUGCUGACAUAAGUAACUUAAAAUUUGAGAAUGUUCUUAAAUCAUCCAAAGAUUUCGUUUUAAAAAUGAAUAAUUCCCUUCACAAAAUUGCAUUAAAUAAAGAGAUAUUUAUUGAGAAUGAUUUUCCUAAAAACAGAAGAAGAAUAAAAAAACUUAUGUUUGAUGAAGUUUGUGACGAUGAAGCACCAACAGAUCCAAAACAAAAAUUUCGAGUAGAAGUUUUUCAAUGUAUCAUCGACCAAUUGCGAACCAGCCUAACUGAAAGAUUUACUAACAAUAAAACAUUACAAAAGUUAUCACUAUUAUCAUCUGUUGAUCACUCAAAAUUAAUUGACGAACUUGAACACUUUGCUGGAAUUUAUGAUAAAAUUUCUAAACCAUUAUAUAAAAAAACUGUUGAUAUCUAUGACGAAAACACAAAUAAUGAUGAUGAUAAUUUAAUUGUAACUGAUAUGGAUUAUGAAGAUUUUUCUUUGGAUUGGGAUGAUACUCAUCUAUCUGUUACAGAAUCUGAAUGUGAACACUCUUUUAUCCGUGAUGAAAAAGAGGUUGGUCACUUCCAAGACAUUCGCUAUUUGGCUGUGUGGAAAUGA